Xiphophorus hellerii (green swordtail) is the source of this 3302-nucleotide messenger RNA. RefSeq lists its product as uncharacterized. Gene Ontology annotation, biological process: G protein-coupled receptor signaling pathway. Lineage: Eukaryota; Metazoa; Chordata; Actinopteri; Cyprinodontiformes; Poeciliidae. The transcript has 19 exons. Bases 30 to 3173 code for a protein of 1047 amino acids. Gene Ontology annotation, cellular component: membrane. Gene Ontology annotation, molecular function: protein-hormone receptor activity; identical protein binding; G protein-coupled receptor activity. The record is from RefSeq and is a predicted model, not a curated record.
CAGGCACAACAUGGCGGCUGCAGUUAGAAAUGCUGCAUGUCCAAAUACGGCUCAAAGAUUCACAGGGUGAGCCCACCUGCUGCAGAUCCAACAUGGCCUCUGAGGAGUCACCUCCAGGUGAGCAGGUGAAGAGGAGCAGCAGGAGGCCUCAGAAGAAGACCGGAGAGGUGGAGGACCGGACGUGGGCCGGCCACAGAGCGCUGCAGGCCGGGCGGCCGCAGGACGCGCUGCGCUGCUUCAAGCAGGCCCUGCAGGCCGCUGCACAGCUGCAGGACUCACGGGUUUUGCGCGCCUGCUCCUUCAACCUGGGCGCCGCCUACGUGGAGGCGGGCCGACCUGGGAGAGGACUAGACCUUCUGCGCCGGAACCGGCCCGGUCCAAAAGCUGAGCGGCUCCCGGACCUGCAGUUCAACACAGCGCUGGCCCACAAUGCACUGGGGCAGUACCAGGAGGCCGCCGCCCACUUUCAGCGGGCCGCUCAGCUUUACCGAUCACAGGGAGACGGAGGCAGCGAGGGCGACGCCUGCAUGGAGCUGGGCCGCUGCUGCAGCAGAACCCAGGUGUUUUUCCAGAUAUCUUCCAGGUGUUUUUCCAGGUAUCUUCCAGGUGUUAUUCAAGGUGUUUUUCCAGGUGUUAUUCAAGGUGUUUUUCCAGGUAUCUUCCAGGUAUCUUACCAGGUGUUAUUCAAGGACUGGCCUCAGGCGGUGCAGAGUUUCCUCCGCGCAGCAGAGAGUUAUAAAAUGGCCUCCAUGUUGGAUUCUGCAGCCGCCGCCCUUAAAGAGGCAGGAAGUCACAUGGUCCAGUCAGAUCUGUCCAACCAUGAUGACAUCAGCAGCGUGUUGACAGAGUGUCUGAGUUUGAGCAGCAGCAUCAGAGACCCGAGCAUUCUGGGUGAGCUGUACCUGUCGGUGGGCGUGGCCUACUGCCGCAUCAGGUGCUUCCAGGAGGCGGUGAGCUGCCUCGGGCGAGCCGUGGAGCCGGCAGCUCACCGCCCCCCCCUGCUGGCCAAAGUGCUGCACAACCUGGGAGCGGCGCUUAACGCCGUGGGCGACUUCAGCUCAGCGGUGGAGCGGCACCGUCUGGCCGCGCGGCUCUACGGCUCUCAAGGUUGCCGUGGUGAUCAGGCUCGAUGUUUCAGUAACCUGGCCAUCGCCUGCAGUCACCUGGGGGAUAACCAGGAGGCAGCAGAGAGCUUCAUCCUGGCACUACAGGGAUUCAGAGACACAGGCGACCACCUGGCUGAGGUCCAGGUGUGUGAGCAUCUGGCUGAGUGUUACCUGAGGCAGAAGAAGCUGCAGAAAGCUGUUGAGCUCUACAAACAGGCCCUCAGCGCGCUCUCUCACUGCAAGGAGGCUGAAGGUGUUCAGGACCGGCUGGUGGAGCGUCUGACUGCGGCUCUGCAGCUCAGUCUGACGGCGACACAGAGGCCACGCCCCCACAGGCCCCGCCCACAUCUGCCCCAGCCCCACAGCUCACCUGGUCACCAGGACGUCAGGAAGCUUGACGUGGCACAACGUCUGGCAGCCAAUCAGCAUUUAGAUGAGCAAAGGGUGGAGUCUCCAGGUAAGUUUUACCUUUAUUAUUUUCUUUCUUUCGUUGCUAUGGUUACACCUGAUUGUGCUCAGGAGCAAAAGCUGAGAAGAGCUCAGGUAGACAGGCAGCGGCUGAUCCAGAGGGCGGAGUCACACCUGGACGACACCUCUCAGAACCACCAGAGGAGCUGCAGCAAGGUGAGUCACCUGGACUUUACACACCUGCUACACCUGAGCAGCAGGUCGACUGGAGCUGAAGGUGUGAGCUACCUGUUUGUGUUUCCAGUGAAGCUUCUUCACCUGAGCAGCUGGAGUCCCCCCCCUCCUGUUCAGUUGCUGUGGGUGGUUAUCUGGACCGGACCUGGUUCUGCUGGUUCUGUUUGGGUCGGAGUUCUGGGGGAACAUGAGAAGGAGAGGAGCAGAACACCGGACCCGGGCCUGAGGAGCAGAACCGACUCAGAACUGCUGAGCAGGAUGCCAGGAAACGUGUCAUCUCUGGCUCCACCCACCAGUGCGUCACCCCCACCUCCUCUCAACGUCUCCCAGUAUCCUCCCCUCACCGACUGGGAGCCUCCCAGUUUCACCCGAGCUGCUCAGUUCCGGGUCGGCGCCACCUCAGUGCUCUUCCUGUUCGCCGCCUGCAGCAACCUGGCGCUGCUGGCCAGCGUCUGGUGCGGCCGCGGCCGCCGGCUGUCGUCUCACCUGCGGCCGUUGAUGCUGAGCCUGGCGGUGGCGGACCUGAUGAUGACAUUUGUGGUGAUGCCUCUGGAUGCGACGUGGAACAUCACGGUGCAGUGGUACGGCGGCGAGGCGCUCUGCAAGCUGCUCUGCUUCCUGAAGCUGUUCGCCAUGCACGCCGCCGCCUUCAUCCUGGUCGUCAUCAGCCUGGACCGCCAUUACGCCAUCCUGCACCCGCUGGACGCCCUGAGCGCACACCGCAGGAACCGCUGUAUGCUGCUGCUGGCCUGGAGUCUGAGUCUGCUGCUGGCUUCCCCACAGCUCUUCCUCGCUCUGCUCUUUGUGCUGCAGCUCUUCCUCUUCAGAACCAUCCGUCUGGACGCGGCUGACUUCACGCAGUGCGCGUCCCACGGCAGCUUCGCUCACCGCUGGCAGGAAACGCUCUACAACAUGUUCCACUUCGUCACGCUGUACGUUGUGCCGCUGCUGCUGCUGAGCUGCUGCUACAGCCGCAUCCUGCUGCACAUCAACCAGCAGCACCUGCAGCACAAAGCAGGUGAGUCCCCCCUGCGGCGCAGCGGCACCGACCUCAUCCCCAAGGCGCGGAUGAAGACGCUGAAGAUGACGGUGGUGAUCGUGCUGUCCUUCGUCGUGUGCUGGACGCCGUACUACCUGCUGGGGAUCUGGUACUGGUUCCAGCCCGACAUGUUGCGGGUCACGCCCGAGUACGUCCACCACGCCCUGUUCGUGUUCGGGAACCUGAACACCUGCUGCGACCCCGUCAUCUACGGCUUCUACACGCCGUCGUUCCGCGCCGACCUGGCCGCCUUCUGCCGCUGGACGAGGAGCCACGCUUCGCCGCGCUCGCCGGAGCGCCUGUCCGCCAGGCAGGGUCCGCACAGCGGCGAGGACGAGGCGCCGCCUGGCCCCGCCCACCGGGCAAACCAGGCAGCGCCUCGCUGACCAAUCACAAGCCAGAACUGAACCACGGGAUGUUCUCUGCUUCUCUGGUUUUAUUCCUUUGUGUUUGGAGGUUUCUCAGUUUCUCAGCAGCAGAUUGAAUCUCUGGAUAAAACGUUUCUCUGCUUCUGA